Molecule: messenger RNA, 627 nt
Organism: Botrytis sinoallii
Lineage: Eukaryota; Fungi; Ascomycota; Leotiomycetes; Helotiales; Sclerotiniaceae
Exons: 1
Coding region: 1-627 (208 amino acids)
Cellular component (GO): U2-type spliceosomal complex; post-mRNA release spliceosomal complex
Source: RefSeq, a predicted model, not a curated record
AUGUCAUCUACACAUGCCACUCUAGGCGCCGCCGCAGAUGAGCGCAAAGCGCGACUUGCAAAGCUCAAAUCCUUAAAAAGAAAGCAACCAGCCGACGAAAUUGUAGCACCAGAAUCAACGCGCUCACCUUCACCACCUGCCUCCCCCGACGUCGCGAAGCUUCAUCUCUCGGGACGUAACUACGACCCUGAAACUAAAGGUCCCAAGCUUGGUUUCGAAGCCCCUCCCACAUUAGCACUCGAAAAACCUACACUUGAACAACAGGCUGCAGAGGUUGAGGAGGAAAUCAGGAAGAAAGCCGAAGAAGAGGAGCAGGAUGAUAAGGGGGUAGACUUAUUCAAAUUGCAACCCAAGAAACCUAAUUGGGAUUUAAAGAGGGACCUCGAGAAGAAAAUGGAAGUAUUGAAUGUGCGGACGGAGAAUGCGAUCGCGAGGCUAGUGAGGGAACGGAUUGAGAGUGCGCAAAAGGCGGCUAGAAUGAAAGGUGGGAAAGGCGCAAUAAGUGCAAGUGAGGGUGGAGAAGAGCUUGGGAUAGAAGGUGUUGCUUUGGUGGAGGGAGUCAAGCUGAGGGAGAAGGAGGAGGAGGAGGAAGAGCGACGGGAGAAGGAAGAUGAAGAUUUACAAUAA